GUCUGUCGUCGCUGUCCUGCUGUCCUGCUGUCCAAAAAGCCUACGCGACCGAUGUGACAACGACGAAGUCGCUCGAAAAUCAUGCUCGCAGCACGCGCAGAUCAAGAAAAUGCUGUACACGCUCGUCAGACUGCUGCGGCCGCCAAACCGCUGAAUCAGGGCGUGCAAGGCUUCUCCGCGAAGACACCUGGCAAUCGUGCGCCCAAAACACCUUUCAAGGUUGCCUUGAACGAUGAAAAUAGAGUCGAAGUUUUUGGGAAAAGCGCCUUGGGUACGAAUGGCAAAAAUUUAGGAGGCAAGCAACAGCUUGGCAAGGCGGAUAAGAACUUGUUCCAAACUCCAGCUCCUCGUGACAGACCAGCUCUCGGCUUCAAAACUACCAAUGCCAAGGCAAACGCUUUUCAAACUCCUGCACCAAAGAACUUCGGUCCGUCACCGGAGAAGACACAGCGACGAACAGUUGGUCGCUCUCGAAUCCAGAUCCACAAGGAAGUCAAAGAAGCGGGACAAGAGAUCGACUGGAGUAAUGAGGAGAUACAAUACAUACCUCCCCGGCCAAAUCCACUGCCAGAUAAAGCUUCCGACGACGAGUGGGACAAGGUUGAUUUCUCCAUUCUCAAGACUGGAAACUUCGAAACUGCAAGAUGGAUCGAGUUCUAUGCUCAAAAGGGGGCCCAGGAGGAGGCGAAAGAGGAGCAAUUGCGUGAAAGAGAAAGGCUGCAAAUGAACAAGAACGACGAGGAAUUCUACAGAAAGACCUUGGAAGAUCUGAGAGAGCCGGAUUCAGACGAAGAUUUACCGCAAACGAAGUCUUUCGCUUUGAAACAAGAUUCCCGCUCGCUGAACACAAUUACGUCUCGAGCAGCCGCAUCAGCCCUUUCCCAGCCAACCAGGACCGCUCCUUCUUACGCUGCACCGACUGCUGCAACCAAGGCUAAAGCAUCCCUUGGGACUGUAAAUCACCACCAGAAAACUACUCCCGCUACCUUGAGAAGCCAUGCCCGUGCGUCGAGCUAUAGCACUCUUGGAUAUGCUAAAGGCCGCUCCAUUAGCGACUCCCUCAAGCAAGAGCGACUCAAACCCGAUCCUCGACGUGGGGGUGAGCCUCUAAAGCCUAAGAGGAAAGACCCUCUCAGGGAACUUGAGGAAUUGAUUCGUGCGCGCGAAUAUGAAGAGGCUGGCAUCAAUACGGAUGAUGUGGACGAUGCUGAGUUAGGUGGUGUUUCUUUGCUCAACAUAGAUGAUGACGAAGAAGAUUUCCAGAUGAAGAUGCCGGACGUGCAAAUGUAAAGAAUAGCUGGGAAACAUCCAUGUCCCAAUUUUUCUUCGUUUUUUUUUUCUACGAAGUAGAAUACCUUCAUUGCUUUAUCUGACGGCUAAAACAUUGAACUUGGGAUUGGUCGAGCCAGAAGUCAAAUCAUUAUAGCAAUCGAGCAGACGGCGUUACAGUGUAACUAUAGUAUAUCCACAAGAAACCAAUGCAAGUCCAUGUUGUCAAGGUAUUUGAACAUGCAACAUAAUUUAUACUAGAAUGGACAUGAGCAGCUAAAAAUGUCACACAUUUCUG
Molecule: messenger RNA, 1567 nt
Organism: Verruconis gallopava
Lineage: Eukaryota; Fungi; Ascomycota; Dothideomycetes; Venturiales; Sympoventuriaceae
Exons: 3
Coding region: 82-1290 (402 amino acids)
Source: RefSeq, a predicted model, not a curated record